CUAUAUAAAAGCCCGCGCGCGCCUCCUCCCUCUUCAAUCCAAGCAACAACGAGCGAGCCUUCCAUCCACUCGUCCAGAGCAAGCGAGCUCAGCUAGCUUCCUAGCUCAGCAGCAGCAGCAUUCCAGCAGCUCCGGCUAGCUCGGCCACUCGCUCCCGAUCGGUCGACGCAUAGGUAGAUUGUCGUCAGACAAUCCAACAGAGAGAAGAUCGAGUAGGAAGAUCCAAACUUUUUUUGGUAGGAACUAGCUAACAACAACUAACAGAGAUCAGAAGAGAAAAGCAAGGCUCGGCUCGGCAGAUAAUUAAUACAUAAUGGAGAAGAUGAACAUGGUGGCGAGCAGGAAGCCCGGCGACUGGAGCUGCCGGUCGUGCCAGUACGUCAACUUCUGCAAGCGCGAGGCGUGCCAGCGCUGCGGCGAGGCCAAGCUGGGCGGCGAGCGGACGGACUACGCCGCGCUGGGCGGCGACUGGGACGUCAAGCCCGGCGACUGGUACUGCUGCCGCUGCGGCGUCCACAACUACGCCUCCCGCGGCAGCUGCUUCAAGUGCUCCGCCUCCAAGAACGAGGCCGCCGCCGCCGUCGCCCAGGGCUGGGGGUUCACCGUCGCCGGCCAGGCCGGGAUGAUGCCCGGCGACUGGAUCUGCCCAAGACUGGGUUGCAACGUGCAGAACUACGCCAACCGAACCGAGUGCUUCAGGUGCAAUAUGCCCAGAUCAUACUACGGUUGAUUGAGCAACUACACAGCAGAGAAAAGAAGAAAAAGAAAAAAAAUUGUACGAGAUUGAAGAGCAAUUUGAUGAUCGUCAACGAUCGCCGCAUCACGAGGACAUUUUUCCUUUCUUUCUUUUUUUUUUCUUUUGAAUGAGUAUAAGUGACCCUCGAUCGACAACUCGAGAAGGGUUAGUCAUUUGGAAGAGCAGCAACUGAAGCUAAAAAGGAGAGGAGGAUAUGUGAAAGUAAUUAGAAAAAGGAGUGUGACAGAUGCCAACAGUCAGUAGUCUUCUUUGUCCCGUCCUUUUUUCCAAUAAAAGCCGAGGUUAAUAAAGAAAGGGAAGAAAAAAAUGCGAGUUCCGAUCCCUUGAUCGAUUUGUCCCCCAA
This is a messenger RNA of Panicum virgatum (switchgrass), 1100 nucleotides long. RefSeq names its product zinc finger Ran-binding domain-containing protein 2-like. Lineage: Eukaryota; Viridiplantae; Streptophyta; Magnoliopsida; Poales; Poaceae. Gene Ontology annotation, molecular function: mRNA binding. The coding region runs from base 314 to 730 and encodes 138 amino acids. Gene Ontology annotation, cellular component: cytoplasm. The record is from RefSeq and is a predicted model, not a curated record. The transcript is spliced from 3 exons.